Messenger RNA from Cutaneotrichosporon oleaginosum, 716 nucleotides. RefSeq lists its product as uncharacterized. NCBI's taxonomy places the organism in Eukaryota, Fungi, Basidiomycota, Tremellomycetes, Trichosporonales, Trichosporonaceae. The record is from RefSeq and is a predicted model, not a curated record.
UUUCCACCAUGCCCGACUCCGACGCCUCCCCGCGCAACGACUACGAACGCGAGUUUGUCGCAAUGAUGGCCGACGUCGACGUCCUAAUUGAGAGCAUCACGAACCCGCAUCACCGCAAGAUUCUGGUAAACUACCGCCGCCACGGCCUACUCGAAGUCGCAGGCCGAUACGCCGAGCUCCUCGCGCCCACCAUGACCGUCGAAGAGCCGGCAUACCGCAUCGUCGAAGGCGGCAAAACCACGCUGCUCACGGGCAUGGCGCAGGUCCGCGCGUUCUACGAAAGCCUGCAUGCGCUCGACAUGCUCGUCAUGUGGACGGGGCGGCAGCGCAUGGCCGUGCACGACUGGGGGUUUGCGGGCGAGGCGCAGUUCUCCCAGUUCGUCCCCGGGCGGAUGAUGGCGGACAACGUGUUUGCGGCGGUGGGCGGGGAGGCGCAGGCGCAGGCGCAGGCAGAGGGGGGAAAUAAGGAGGGAGGGGUGGACCCCGACGCGUGGUAUCUCGUCCGCCGCACGUUCGCUUUCGUGUGGCCGUACGCGGCGGACGGGCGCAUGAUUGGCGAGCAUGUGUAUGAGGACCCGGCGACCAAGACGGUCGAGAGGGUCGACAAGGACGUGGUUAUUACGGGCGCGCGGGCGGCCGUGCUCCUCGCCCCGAUUAUCGACAAGUACGGCCGGUGUGAGGACUAGUCAGUAGAAUGAAUAUGUCAGAAGGAUCCG